Molecule: messenger RNA, 546 nt
Organism: Owenia fusiformis
Lineage: Eukaryota; Metazoa; Annelida; Polychaeta; Sabellida; Oweniidae
Source: the annotation of a GenBank genome assembly
AGACCUCAUUAUUUUUUCGGUGGCCAUCUUGCAUUCUGGCAGCCAUCUUGGAAGUUUAAAGAUAAAUCUUGUCAUCACGAUUUCAGGAAAACCAAACGGAUUUACUUUCCCACAUAAAAUGAUUGUACCGUUUGAAAGAACAGACUUCCCUCUUAAAGAAAACACCUCUUCUAUUGAUGUAAACAGGGGCAAAAGGCACCAAAACGGGGUUAGACAAGGUGGUAUUCUGAAGUCACACUUUCUUGUCAUCACGCUUCCAGGUAAACCAUUAGACGGAUUUACUUCAAAUUUUCACACAUAUUACAUGGUAAGAAGUUCUAGAGCUAAUUAACCUUUCAGUGGCCAUCUUGCAUUCUGGCGGCCAUCUUGGAAGUUUUUUGGAUAAAUCAUGUCAUUGUGAUUCCAGGAAAACCACUUUACUGAUUUUCUUGAAACUUUUACACAUGUUACAAGGAAGGUUACAUGCUACCUUUUAUAUUGAUAUAAACAGGGGCAAAAGACAGUAAAGUGGGGUUACACAAGGUGGUAUUCUAAGGAGAAUGUUAU